Molecule: messenger RNA, 261 nt
Organism: Microthlaspi erraticum
Lineage: Eukaryota; Viridiplantae; Streptophyta; Magnoliopsida; Brassicales; Brassicaceae
Source: the annotation of a GenBank genome assembly
AUGGGAGGAGGCGAGCAUGGAGCAGAAGGAGGCGAUUUCAGAGCCAAAGUAUGGAGCAUGUCUGGUGGGCCUUACUGUAGGCCCAAGCAUUGGCGUCGUAACACCGCCAUGGCUAUGUUUGGCAUUUUCCUUGUCUGCAUCCCCAUCGCCAUGAAAUCUGCUGAGCUCGAGCAAAGGCCACACAUGCCCGUACGACCAAUUCCUUCACAGAUGUGGUGCAAGAACUUUGGAACCAAGGACGAUUACGAAAAGGAGCAUUAA